This is a messenger RNA of Coregonus clupeaformis (lake whitefish), 3333 nucleotides long. Its product is annotated as peptidyl-prolyl cis-trans isomerase G-like. NCBI's taxonomy places the organism in Eukaryota, Metazoa, Chordata, Actinopteri, Salmoniformes, Salmonidae. Gene Ontology annotation, cellular component: nucleus. The coding region runs from base 141 to 2309 and encodes 722 amino acids. Gene Ontology annotation, biological process: protein folding; protein peptidyl-prolyl isomerization. The transcript is spliced from 13 exons. The record is from RefSeq and is a predicted model, not a curated record. Gene Ontology annotation, molecular function: peptidyl-prolyl cis-trans isomerase activity.
GUCGCGCCAUCUUUAGAAAACAUUGUGGAAGAAGCGGUAGCUAAGUGAAGCUCGAUUUCACCUUGUUGAGAAUAACUACCGUGAAAUAUUGGCCUCAGUUGGCCAACUGAGCUAAUUUGUGUAGCUAUAAAAGUUUGAUCAUGGGAAUCAAGGUUCAGCGUCCACGCUGCUUCUUUGACAUUGGCAUCAGUAACGUGCUGGUUGGCAGAGUUGUGGUAGAAUUGUUUUCUGAUGUCUGUCCCAAAACAUGUGAGAACUUUCGAUGCCUCUGCACAGGCGAGAAAGGAAUUGGAAAAGGUACACAAAAACCUCUGCAUUACAAAGGAUGCCUAUUCCACAGAAUUGUGAAGGACUUCAUGAUUCAAGGAGGAGACUUCAGUGAAGGCAAUGGAAAGGGAGGGGAAUCUAUCUAUGGAGGAUUCUUUGAAGAUGAAAGCUUCUCUGUCAAACAUAACAAGGAGUACCUCCUGUCAAUGGCAAACAGGGGCAAAGAUACCAAUGGAUCACAGUUUUUCAUAACAACAAAACCCACACCACAUUUGGAUGGUGUCCAUGUGGUUUUUGGCCAAGUGAUCUCUGGACAAGAGGUUGUUCAGACAAUGGAGAGUCAAAAGACAGAUGCCGGCAGUAGACCAUACUCUGAAGUGAAAGUUAUGAACUGUGGAGAGCUCAUUCCAAAAUCGAAAGCAAGAAAAGAAGAGAAGAAAAGACAAAAGGCCGUCUCCAGUGGCAGCGACAGCUCUAGUGACUCUGACAGUUCUGACGUCUCUUCUGAAUCUGAGGGUGACUCUGAUAAAGAAUCCAAGAAACGGAAGAAGAGGCACAAGAAAGAGUCCAAGAAGAAGGACAAGAAACAGAAGAAGAAAGAUAAGAAAGGGUCUGAGCUCGGCAGUGGUGAUGAGAAAGAGGAAGAGGUUACGUCUACGGUACGACCAGAGGAAAUCCCUCCUAUCCCAGAAAAUAAGUUCCUUAUGAGGAGAAGUCCUCAGCAGCAAAAAGAAGAGUCUGGAAAGGAGAAGGAAAAAAAGAGUGAGAGGGAAAAGCCUAGGGAGAGAAUGUUUAAUUGUCAGUCAGCACAUAAGAGGAAACUUCUGAUGACAAGAUCAGGCAGGACGAUUAAAGGCAGAGGUCCAAGACGGUACCGAACUCCGUCACAUUCCAGGUCAAGGUCAAGGGAUCGUUUCCGGCGCAGCGAGACUCCUCCACACUGGCGCCAGGAGAUGCAGCGUGCACAAAGGGCACCAAGAGCAUCCAGUGGAGACCGCUGGAUCAAGGGUGACAAGGGUGACAUGACAGAGGGCAGGGAUGAGAGUGGCAAAGCUCCAAGAGGACGAGGGAGGAAGACUUCUGAAACCAAGCAUGAAAACGCUGUUGAAAACCCCAAUCAAAACAAAGAGAAGGAGAAGAAAGGUCGCUCCCAUAGAUCCAAGAGCAAAGAAAAGGACCCUUCUAAAACUGAAGACAAGCACAACAAACACAAGGCAAAGAAGGCCAAAUCUCAAAGCCGCAGUAAGAGCAAAGAGAAAAGUGGUAGGUCCAAAAGCAGAGAGAGGGAUCAGAAACAUGGCAAAGGUGAUGAUAAGAGGGGCCGCUCAAGAAGCAAGGACAGACACCUCAAUAAAGAGUCUGGAACUCAAGACCGUGAUAAAAGUAAAGAACAAGCUAAACCCACUGAGGCUGACGUUAAGAACAGAAAGGAGACAAAAGGAAGAAAUGGUGAGAAGCUGAGGACAAAGUCUAAAAGCAAGGAGAGGAACUCUGGAAAGGACCGAAACCGAUCUAACAGCAGAAGCAGGGACAGGGGGAGACGUGCCACAUCUCGAGACAAAGAGCAAGCACGGGACAGAGAGCGAGGUAGGGAGCGCAGUAAGAGUAUUGAAAGACAGCACCACAGAGAGAGGGAGGACAAGAGGAGAGGUAGAUCCAAGAGCAGAGAGCGGACAAGGAGUCCAGACAAGAAUAAGAGCAGGGACUCGCGUAGAGGCAGGCGCUCCAGGAGUAAGAGCAAUAAUAGAGACCAUAGCAAAGACGGUUCAUCUCAUCAGAGGAAGAACAAAGACAGUGAAGACACUCACAGACGAAGGAGGUCCAAGAGCAGCAACUCGGAGAAUAAAGGGAAGGACAGAAGUAGAAAGAGCCCUGUCUCCAAGAAGAAAAGGGACGGCAGCACAGAAAAGGAGUCCUCUCACAAGUCCAAAGAUACAGGGAAAAGCCCUGAGCGGAAUCAAAAGGCAAAGAGCCAAGAGAAGGAUAAAAACCACAGCAAGAAAAAGAAGUACAGCUCCAGCUCAAGUUCUGAUAGUGAUUAGUCCACUAAAUGUUCAUUCUUGUCCCAUCCUUGAACAUAAAAAUGAAUGCGCUGAUGCCUAAUAAUAUGUGAGGUUCUGCUGUAGACCUAUUUUAGACACUUGUUAGAUAUCACAAUAUAUCCAAUUCUGGAAUAUUUGUACAAAUUAAGAUUUCAUAAGAUUUGACAGCGGCUAAAAGCCAUUUUAUGUUUGUUUAUUUUUUAUUCGCUGUCACACUAAUGACAAAUGUUGGGAAUGUAAUGUGCAUUAAUGGUCUGGAGUAAGGAAGUGACUGAACAGGUCAGUGUUGGAAGGAACAUUUGUCAGGUUUUAUUCAAAAAAUUAUCUUUCAGUCUGGUCUCGUACUGAGGGGACGUGAUUCCAUUGUGAUAAUUAUAAUGGAAGGGAUGAGUUUGAUGUCUUUCUGGCCUUUAUGCCUGACUCAAGUACUAUUACAUGGAUACAUCACCAGUAUGACUAAUCAUAUGGUUAUUUUCAACAUUUUGAUGGUUCGAAUUACCAAGUCUCAUUAUGUCACAGAACAUACUGUAAGUGCAACAUAUAAAAUGGUUUUGUAAAAAUUCUUAUCUUCACCUUUUAGUAUUUUCACUGAAAUUUAAGUGGAGAUGUCAGGAGAGAAGGCUCAAUUUGACUUGAAAGGCUGAUAAGAGCACAGACAUUUUGUGAAAUGAUUGGGGUGUUAGAUGCGUAUACCGUUUAAAUAUUUUUUUACCUGUUUCAGGGAACCAGAACUUUUUUCCUGACCUCAGUCUCAAAUGAGUUUUGUAUAAUUGUAUGCAUUUUUGUUAGUAUUUUAUGUUCAGAUUUUCCCUCAUUACAUCUUUCAAAUUGUUUAAAAUUCCUCACCAGGGUAAUGUGUAAAUACAUUGCUGUGAAGUUCCACCAUGUUAGUUCAUACUAGGUGUUGCAUUCCUGGCAUGACUUUCGUUUAAACUAUAAAUGAAAACCACUGGCUUUGUAAAAACUGGCCAAAUUCAAUAUUCCCUAAUGAAACAUGUUUUAAAAUAAAAGGAUAUGGUUAAAA